Messenger RNA from Gracilinanus agilis (Agile Gracile Mouse Opossum), 3596 nucleotides. RefSeq names its product large tumor suppressor kinase 1 (gene LATS1). Gene Ontology annotation, cellular component: spindle pole. Gene Ontology annotation, molecular function: protein binding; protein serine/threonine kinase activity; ATP binding. Bases 16 to 3417 code for a protein of 1133 amino acids. Lineage: Eukaryota; Metazoa; Chordata; Mammalia; Didelphimorphia; Didelphidae. The transcript has 7 exons. The record is from RefSeq and is a predicted model, not a curated record. Gene Ontology annotation, biological process: G1/S transition of mitotic cell cycle; positive regulation of apoptotic process; peptidyl-serine phosphorylation.
CAGAUAGAUGUUUUCAUGAAGAGAGGUGAAAAGCCGGAAGGGUAUAGACAAAUGAGGCCUAAGACCUUUCCUGCCAGUAACUACACUGGCAGUAGUAGGCAAAUGUUGCAAGAAAUACGGGAGUCUCUUAGGAAUUUACCUAAACCAUCAGAUGCUGCAAAAGCUGAGCACAGUAUGAAUAAAGCAACAACAGAAGAUCCUCGACAAGGCCGAAACCCUCCCAAAUUUGUGACAUAUCAUAAAGCUUUGCAAGAAAUACGAAAUUCUCUACUUCCAUUUGCAAAUGAAGCCAGUUCAUCCACCAGGAGUGCUUCAGAAGUUAAUCGACAAAUGCUACAAGAUAUGCAAAUUGCUGGAUUUGAUGAGGAUAUGGUUAUACAAGCACUUCGACAAACUAAUAAUAAAAGUAUAGAAGCAGCAAUUGAAUUCAUUAGUAAAAUGAGUUACCAAGAUUCUCGCAGAGAACAGAUGGCUGCAGCUGCGGCUAGACCUGUUAAUGCAGGCCCCAAACCACCAGGGAAUGUACAGCAAUCAGUUAACCGAAAACAAAGCUGGAAAGGUUCUAAAGAAUCUUUGGUCCCUCAAAGACAUGGCCCAACACUAGGAGAAAGUGUUGUUUUUCGCUCUGAAAGUCCUAAUUCUCAGACAGAUGUAGGAAGACCUUUAUCAGGAUCUGGAAUAGCAGCAUUUUCUCAGGGUCAUCCUGGCAAUGGACAGAGAGUGAAUCCACCACCACCUCCACAAGUAAGGAGUAUUACCCCUCCUCCACCACCUCCAAGAGGCCAGACUCCCCCUCCAAAAAGUACACCACCCUCAUCAUGGGAACCAAACUCUCAAACAAAACGUUAUUCUGGGAACAUGGACUAUAUGAUUUCUCGUAUUUCUCCAGUGCCACCUGGGACGUGGCAAGAUAGCUACCCUCCACCACCUCUAAACACUUCCCCAUUGAAUCCUUCUAGUCAGGGACAAAGAAGCAUUAAUUCUGUCCCUGUUGGUAGGCAACCAAUCAUCAUGCAAAGUUCUAACAACAAAUUUAACUUUACAUCAGGAAGAUCAGGAAUUCAAAAUGGCAAUGGUCAGAGUGAUUUUAUGAUGCAUCAGAAUGUUGUCUCUGGUGGUUCUGUGAAUCGUCAACCCCCACCUCCAUAUCCUUUAUCUCCAACCAAUGGGCAGAGUGCCUGUACUUUACAAAUACAAACUGGGGGACCUGCUACUUCUUCACCAUACACAAAUGGAAACAUUCCUUCAUCUAUGAUGGUGCCAAAUAGAAACAGUCACAAUAUGGAACUUUAUAACAUAACUGUAUCUGGAUUACAAACAUCCUGGCCUCAGUCAUCAUCUGCCCCACCCCAGUCAUCACCUGGUAGUGGACAUGAGAUCCCUGCAUGGCAGCCUAACAUUCCAGUGAGAUCAAAUUCUUUUAAUAAUCCAUUAGGAAGUAGACCAAGUCACUCUGCUAAUUCUCAGCCUUCAGCUACAACAGUAACUGCUAUUACACCAGCCCCUAUUCAGCAGCCAGUGAAAAGCAUGCGUGUCUUAAAACCAGAACUCCAGACUGCUUUAGCACCCACUCAUCCUUCUUGGAUUCCACAGCCAAUUCAGACUACACAGUCAAUCCCCUUUUCUGAGGGUCCAACCUCAACUAUGGCAGUUAUGCCAUCUGUUGCUGAGGCUCCAAAUUAUCAAGGCCCUCCACCCCCAUAUCCAAAACAUUUGCUACACCAGAAUGCAUCUGUUCCUACAUAUGAAUCAGUACCCAAACCUAGCAAAGAGGAUCAGCCUUGUUCCCCCAAGGAAGAUGAAGGGGAAAAGAAUUAUGAAAAUAGUGAUAGUGGAGAUAAAGAAAAGAAACAGAUUACAACUUCACCUGUCCCUGUUAGGAAAAACAAGAGAGAUGAAGAGCGAAGAGAAUCUCGUAUUCAGAGUUACUCUCCUCAGGCAUUUAAAUUCUUCAUGGAGCAGCAUGUAGAAAACAUACUCAAGUCUCAUCACCAGCGUCUUCAUCGUAAGAAACAACUAGAGAAUGAAAUGAUGAGGGUUGGGCUAUCCCAAGAUGCCCAGGAUCAAAUGAGAAAGAUGCUUUGCCAGAAGGAGUCUAAUUACAUCCGCCUUAAAAGAGCUAAAAUGGACAAGUCCAUGUUUGUGAAGAUAAAGACCCUAGGAAUAGGUGCAUUUGGUGAAGUUUGUUUAGCAAGAAAAGUGGAUACUAAUGCUUUGUAUGCAACAAAAACUCUGCGGAAAAAAGAUGUGCUGCUUCGAAAUCAAGUUGCUCAUGUCAAAGCUGAGCGAGAUAUCCUAGCAGAGGCUGACAAUGAAUGGGUAGUUCGCCUAUACUAUUCAUUCCAAGAUAAGGACAAUUUGUACUUUGUAAUGGAUUACAUUCCAGGGGGUGAUAUGAUGAGCCUGCUAAUUAGAAUGGGUAUCUUUCCAGAAAAUUUGGCACGGUUCUACAUAGCAGAACUUACCUGUGCUGUUGAAAGUGUUCAUAAAAUGGGCUUCAUUCAUAGGGAUAUUAAACCUGAUAACAUUUUGAUUGAUCGUGAUGGUCAUAUAAAAUUGACUGACUUUGGCCUGUGUACAGGCUUUCGAUGGACACAUGAUUCUAAAUACUAUCAGAGUGGUGACCAUCCACGUCAAGACAGCAUGGAUUUCAGUAAUGAAUGGGGUGACCCAGCCAACUGUCGAUGUGGAGACAGACUGAAACCUCUAGAGAGAAGAGCAGCACGCCAGCACCAGCGUUGUCUGGCACAUUCAUUGGUUGGGACCCCCAAUUAUAUUGCUCCAGAAGUCUUAUUACGAACAGGUUAUACACAGUUGUGCGAUUGGUGGAGUGUUGGUGUAAUUCUUUUUGAAAUGUUGGUGGGGCAACCUCCCUUCCUGGCACAGACACCAUUAGAAACACAAAUGAAGGUUAUCAACUGGCAAACAGCUCUUCACAUUCCACAACAAGCUAAACUGAGUCCAGAAGCUUCUGACCUAAUUAUUAAACUUUGUCGAGGGCCAGAAGACCGAUUAGGAAAGAAUGGUGCUGAUGAAAUAAAAGCUCAUCCAUUUUUCAAAGCAAUUGAUUUCUCUAGUGAUCUGAGACAGCAGUCUGCUUCAUACAUUCCUAAAAUCACACACCCAACAGAUACAUCAAAUUUUGACCCGGUUGAUCCAGAUAAAUUAUGGAGUGAGGAUAAUGAUGAAGGAAAUAUAAAUGACACUCUUAAUGGAUGGUAUAAAAAUGGAAAGCAUCCUGAACAUGCUUUCUAUGAAUUUACUUUUCGAAGGUUUUUUGAUGAUAAUGGCUAUCCAUAUAAUUAUCCCAAGCCUAUUGAAUAUCAGUACAAUAAUUUACAAGGUUCAGAGCAGUCAGACGAAGAUGAUCAACACACAGGGACAGGAGUCAAAAAUGGUGAUUUAGUUUAUGUUUAGCACACUGGAAAGUAAUUGAACUAUAUUUCUAUGAUGGUUAUUUUGAAAAAAGACCUCAACUAUAGAAUUUUUAUGAGGUUUCAAGAGAAAAAUUAUGCAAACCUGACAGAGCUAUUUAUUUUUGCUCUAUGUACAUUAUUUUAUUCCCCCAAUUAUAGGGAAUUUAUUUCAACUAUUAA